AUGGCAAGGCCCUGGAACAUGGCAGUUUGUGGGAGCCGCGGAAGCGAGCAGAAUGCCUCCACCCGACUGGCGCUUCUGCUGGCGGGCCGGGCUCGCAUGCUGCGGCGUUCAGGUGUUCUUUGCCUCGCAGCUCCGCUGCUGCUUUCCAAGAUGGCCAAAGCUGCAUGGCUGGGGCCUCCCAAAGACGCGACCAAGCCAGCCGCUGCCCAUGGGGUCGUUGCUUUCCAGGGGGGCUGCUAUGAUGUCAUCUACGAUGAAGCAGGUGGACCCAAGGGCCUGGGCCGCUUGUUGGUAUGCCCCUACGGCACCCCAGCGACAGGCGAUGUCGCUGAGUGCCUGGAGCAGGUAAACCGGCUAGCAACGGAGAAGGUCAUCGACAAGGACAUCGUGGUUCUGCUGGACUGCUCUGACCUCGUGUGGCCCUCACCCAUGGCAUUCCGAAGUUUCUUCCCGAUCAUCCGAGAGCGAUUGCCUGUGGCGGAGCUGCGAGAGAGAACCCAGGCAUAUGCAAUCGUGCAGAGGGAGUCCUUCUGGAUUCGCUCGGUUGUCGAUGCUGUGCUUCUCAUGGCGCAGCCAGAGACAAGCCCGAUUUUCGCGAAGGAUCAGAACGAGGCCUCCGAGCACCUCUGUGCCCGCUUUGAGAGCCCUCAGCUGUCCUGA
Molecule: messenger RNA, 660 nt
Organism: Symbiodinium natans
Lineage: Eukaryota; Dinophyceae; Suessiales; Symbiodiniaceae
Source: the annotation of a GenBank genome assembly